Messenger RNA from Anguilla anguilla (European eel), 5100 nucleotides. It is a transcript of the gene stx5a, whose product is annotated as syntaxin 5A. The coding region runs from base 836 to 1891 and encodes 351 amino acids. Gene Ontology annotation, cellular component: SNARE complex; Golgi membrane; endomembrane system. Gene Ontology annotation, molecular function: SNAP receptor activity; SNARE binding. The transcript is spliced from 11 exons. Lineage: Eukaryota; Metazoa; Chordata; Actinopteri; Anguilliformes; Anguillidae. The record is from RefSeq and is a predicted model, not a curated record. Gene Ontology annotation, biological process: intracellular protein transport; vesicle fusion; endoplasmic reticulum to Golgi vesicle-mediated transport.
CUCAGAUUUGCCUUGAAUCAAUUUUGAACAAAAAGCAUGGCUCUACACAUUAAGUUUCGUACAUUGUGUUUUAGAUACGAUGAUAUAUUGAAGGUUGAUCUAUAGUUGUUACCAACUUGUUGGGCUUGCAUUAUCUGAAAGUCGCUAGCGCUAGCUAUCUUGCUUCUUACCCAGCUGGCGUAAUGUUACGUAUUCAACAGCUGUAACCGCUGGUUGUCUAUGGAUUGUAGUUGGUGCGGCGUGUAUUUUUUGUUUGUUUUGAUACACUGUGACCAAUGGAUGUGUUGAUUUUUUUAACAUUCAUUUUUAUCGUCAUGGAUUGUUAUUGGAAAAUAAUUCUAGAAAUGAUAUUGAUGGCCGCGGCAUGUUUUGGAUUUGGAACGAUUGUUUAAUUUUGAUUUUUGAAUUGUGCAGCUUUGUUUGCUAAAUUACCCGUAGGUAACUUAUUCUGAAGUCUGGGAGUUUCUGAUGUGCUUACUUCAUGUAUUUUUCACUAUCCACUGGAUUAAGUCAAAGCUAUAAAUGUGUAACGUUAGUUUAUUGAGUUCUGUUUAAUGUCAGUGCACUACUGAUAUUUUAUUUGAAAAAGUAGAAAUUGAUAUUUGUAUUAGUAUUUAGCUCACGCACGAGCAAUUCUCGAACAUAAUCCUUUUUUUUUCUUUUAAAAUAUAUAGGCUUAAUGGUUGCAUUUCCUCCCAGUUUAGUAUGUUGAGUUCAAGCACUUUUCCAGUGUGCUAGCAAUCUUUUGGGAUUUCAGGAAUAGAUUUGCUUUCAAUUUCCUCAAGGAAACAUAGUGCCAUGCAGUUAUUUUUUAUCAUCAAGGUGAUGAGUCUCCAUGAACACGCGUCGCCGCCACGGUCCUAGAAGCAGUCAGCAGGGGGUGUACCUCGGGCCUUCUCAGACCCAGUCACAGCUGAUCCACCCGCCAGACGCGCCCCUCGUAGCAGCCCCGCCUCCCCCCACCGCUCCACCGCCAGUGGACAGCAGCAACAUGUCCUGUCGGGAUCGCACGCAGGAGUUUCUGUCAGCUUGCAAGUCUCUACAGGGAAGACAGAAUGGGAUCCAGACCAAUAAACCAGCCCUCAACAUACUCCGACAGCGCAGCGAUUUCACGCUCAUGGCUAAGAGGAUCGGAAAAGACCUAAGCAACACGUUCGCCAAACUGGAAAAGCUCACAAUACUUGCCAAAAGAAAAUCCUUGUUUGAUGACAAGGCUGUGGAGAUCGAAGAACUAACAUACAUUAUCAAGCAGGACAUUAACAGCCUGAAUAAACAGAUAGCGCAGCUGCAGGAGCUGGUGCGCUCGCGAAGCAGUCAAAAUGGCCGGCAUGUCCAGACACAUUCCAACACCAUCGUCGUCUCCCUGCAGUCUAAACUCGCGUCCAUGUCAAACGACUUCAAAUCAGUGCUUGAAGUGAGAACAGAGAACCUGAAGCAGCAGCGCAGUCGAAGGGAGCAGUUCUCUCAGGCCCCGGCAUCCUCCUCCCCUCUACACGCCAACAACUUCAAGAGCUCCGUCUUGAUGCAGGAUGAGACGAAGAGGUCGGGCGACGUUUCCAUAGAUAUGGACUCGCGCGCCAGUCAGCAGCUGCAGCUCAUAGACGAACAGGACUCCUACAUACAGAGCCGCGCCGACACCAUGCAGAACAUCGAGUCCACCAUCGUGGAGCUGGGCUCCAUAUUCCAGCAGCUGGCACACAUGGUGAAGGAGCAGGAGGAGACUGUACAGAGGAUCGACGCAAACGUGGAGGACACGCAGCUGAACGUGGAUGCCGCCCACGGCGAGAUCCUCAAGUACUUCCAGUCUGUCUCCUCGCACCGCUGGCUGCUGGUGAAGAUCUUCCUCAUCCUCAUCGUCUUCUUCAUCGUCUUUGUGGUCUUCCUGGCCUGAGCGCAAGCGGAGGCGAAGGAAGGGGACGAGACUGAGGAGGAGGAGGAGGAGGAGGAGGACCAGGCUAAAUUACAGAACAGAGUACAGCGGACAGGAGAUGGCUAAGAGAGGAGUGGUUUGGGAGGGAAUCGGAUGACUGAAGAACGAGUGCAUGUGUGUGUGUCUGUGUGUUAGCAUGUGUGUGUGCAGGUGAGCGCGUUAACAUGUGAUAGCCUUUGUGUGUGUGUGAGUGCAUUUGUGUGUGUGUGUGUGUAUGCGUGCGUUUGUGUGCGCGUGUGUUUGUGUGUGUGUGUGUGCGCGUGCGCGUGUGUUUGUGUGUGUGUGUGCACGUUCUGAGAGUGUGAUUGAGAACUCUGUCUCCAUAUCUCAUUCUCUCUUUUGAGAGGUGGUGAAGGUAAAUAUUGCAUAAAUUACUAUUUCUGGGACACAAGUUGCAUAAUGGCAGGCCUUAUCUGCCUGCCUGGUGACUGGUAUUCUCACUGACUUUUCGAGACCUUUGUAUGCCACCAGUUACAUGUCAGAAAAUAAUAAAAUAAGUGAGAUACAUACAUUUAAAACGUUAUUUCAUACGGUGUUGUAGUUUUAUUUGAAACACAAAUGAUUUUAAAAAUAAUGAUUACAGAAUACGAUUUCCAUUACUUGAGCUAGUUUUCCAAACUGCUUCAAAACCAGUGCUGUUUUUCCCUUUAGUGCUCUACUCAGGGGGUAUAAUAUGGAGAAUAGAUCUGUGAGUUAAUUGGCCACAUUUCUCUUUUCUGUGAGAAAUGAAACGCCCGUCCAUGCCUUUACACGGUAAGGGUGAGUCGCUUCGUUUGGCUCUAGUUAAGGAUUAAUCUUCAGCGUGUCCUCUGAUACCAUCUGGCGAUAAAGACCAGUGCUUUCCUUUGGCCGUGAUUUAAAAUGAAGGAUUUUCUUGGGGUGUAAAUACAGGUUUCUCUGAGACACAAGAGACAAUGGUUCAGCUUGAAGUGGGAAAAUUUUAUGUGUGAAGAGAGAAUUUUUUUCACUGGCUUUAUAAACGUCUUUUGUGUGCAGGAAAAUGCAACAAAAUCUCCCAGCCCAUAAUUGUUUCCUGGCAGGUCAUUUGGCUACGUGGGCUGAAUGGCAUGGAAGAUAAAUUUGUCUGCAUACAGGAGCUUGCAUUGCAUUGUUGGCCAUUUCUGAGGAGUUGCUAUCAUUGUGAAGUGCUGCCAUCUCUUGUAGAGUUUCCCCUGUUGAUAGUGUUAUACAAUAUUAUCCAUUGCCACGUUUCUUUUACUGGAAUCCCCCUGUUGAUUUCCAAUCUCCAUUUGAUCUGAAUGGAAUGAAACCCUUUUGAAACUUUGUGUUGCUAUUAUUAUUUUUUUGCCAUUGUUCGGUUUUGUGGCAAAAUGCAAAUAUAUGUUCUGUAUUGGUUUGAGAGAGCUGAUGUGAGAAUUAAACUUCUUCACGUCCCAAUUUUUAAGCAUUGCAGUUUUGUUGGGGGUGAAAAGACCACUGAAGACCCCAGAUAUUGAUACCAUGACUGCAUGGUUACUGUAGAUUUUUAUUUAAUCUUUUUUUUUUUUCAAUUUUAUUUUAGAAACAUUCCUGCUUUGUAAAAAAAAAAAAAAAAAAAAAAGGGUGAGACUGGGGAGAGAAAGAAAGAGGAGGGGAGAGAGAGAGGGAGAAGGGGAACAUCUGGCACUAAUAUUUGGCAGUCAUAGCCUUAAUAAGCACUGCGGCCUGAUCGAGGUGCUCCGUUUGUAAAAGUGCUUUCUUGGUUCUGCGAUCCUAGGCGUGUGCCCAGAUGUGUUGGGAAGUGUCCACAUUAUUUAUCGCUUGAUAUCAGGUCCCAGCCGUACACUCUGCCGCCUUGGUACUUCGCCCAGAGUAGUCCGGGGGGCCUGCAUUGUAACAUGGGGCAUUAUGCGUGAAGUGAAUCCGCUGAUGUAUUAUUUAACAAUGCCCAACAGGUCAGCGCUGAAAGGAACAAAAGUAAUGUUUUGUGCUGGGCCCUGUGUUCCUGUUUUAUCUGGGUGACUGCAGAGCUUUUAUUUGUUUUGUUUUUUUCCCCCCACAAUGCCAGAUGACCCUUUCUAUGACCUCCUUGGGUGGUGGGGGAAAGCUGAUUCUUACUCUUCAAUGGCAUGAAGCUUUUCUGUACUCUUUCUCUAUCUCUCUGUCGGUAGAUUCCCAACUGCUCUUACAGUAGCCUCCAUCUGAAAUUGAAGGAUGGGAGUGAGCGCGAGGGAGGGGACUGUCUGCACAGUUGCUCGGCAUUACUAACAGUUCUGUGCAAUGGCUGCAGCGUAAGGAAGUGCUGCUUCCCUUACAGCCUUGAUGAAGCCUGUCCUAAAGUGUUCCUCCACCUGAAGACCAUUUUAGAAAGUUACACAUGCGCACCCCUGCAUUUUAUUACAUUUUGAGACGUAUUUGACUGAAUGGAUCUUUUAAUUUUACUUGUGAUUUUUCACCCUGAAAGUAACUGUAAAUAUUAUUAGGGGAGCAACUUUGGACUUGCCUUCUCAAAUGGACUGAAAAGGGGGGUGGGAGGGGUGGGGGUACUUUAGUGGCCCCUGUAUCUGGGAUGGAGAGGAGCGUGGGGGUGCUGAAAGAGAGCAGGGAUUCCUUCCUGCGGUUUCAGUAUCUGAGCUGCCGGCUGCAUCUAACGUUAAACCGCAAAACAAGUGUAAAUAUAGAUAAAAUCGUGAAAUGUUUAAAAUUGUAUAUGUCAUCAUUUCUUUUUUUCUCUCCUGGGGUUUUAUUUGCCAAAACGGGACUAGUGAGGGACAGUGAAAGCCAAGAAAGGGAGAGCGAGAGACUGGCCUUUUGAGGCUUAAUAUCCUCAUUUUCUAAAGAGCAGCACAUUUUCUGAAAGCACUUGGUAGAUUUCCAAACCUCUUUAGUUGUUUACGGUCAUCUUCACACUUUCCCUCCAUUUUCUUGACAUGGAUUCCUCGCUGCUUGUUCUCCAUCUCGCCCUACUUUUCUGUCAAACACUAAUAUUUUUAUUUUGUUUAUAUUCUCUCUCUCUCUCUCUCUCUCUCUCUGCACAACGGUCUCUUCCUCUCCCUCCUUCUAGAACUAAUGUGAAUAAGAGAAUGGCGUAAACCUACAGAACAGUGUCUGUAAUGACACUUUUUUAUUUUAGCUCUCCUGUUUCUGACUUUUUAGCCCAAUGCUUCUAUUGUAUAAAUUGCAAAUAAUGUAUUGAGAAGUGAAUAUUAAAAAGCAAACUCAAAACGCAA